GAUGCUCCCGAAACGGCGGCGGGCGCGGGGCUCGUGUGCCGGGGCUUCCGCCGCUGCCUCUGCAGAGUGCCCCGUGCGUUUUCCCGAUGUCGCCAUCCACCUGGUGGAGUCGCGCAUGGGUCGCACUCGCCGGGCCUUCCUCACGCGCCUGGCGCGGUCCAAAGGUUUCCGCGUCCUGGAGACCUGCAGCCCCGAGGUGACCCACGUGGUGAUGGAGCAGACGUCUGCAGAAGAGGCUGGCCGCUGGCAGGAGUGCUGGGCAGCGGCCGCACCCCCGGGCUGCCCCUUCCCGGCCCUGCUGGAUGUCAGCUGGUUCACAGAGAGCAUGGCCGCGGGACAGCCCAUCCCCUUGGAGCAGAGGCAUCAGCUGGAGGUGCCCAAGCCAGAGGAAGGACCCCAGGGGCCACUGUGGCUGCCCACCUAUGCCUGCCAGCGGCCCACGCCCCUCCAUCACCACAACACUAUGCUGUCGGAGGCCCUGGAGACCCUGGCAGAGGCAGCCAGCUUUGAGGGCAGUGAAGGCCGCUUCCUGUCCUUCCGCAGAGCGGCCUCGGUGCUCCGAGCCCUGCCCUGCCCCAUCACAGCGCCGAGCCAGCUACAGGCACUGCCCCACUUCGGAGAACAUUCCUCCAGAGUCGUCCAGGAGCUUCUGGAACGCGGGCUGUGUGAGGAGGUGGAGCGUGUGCGGGGCUCAGAGAGGUUCCGGACCAUGAAGCUCUUCACCCAGGUCUUCGGGGUAGGGGUGAAGACUGCUGACCGCUGGUAUCAGGACGGCUUGCGAAGCUUGGAUGACCUCUGUCAGCAUCCCCGGACACUGACCUCACAGCAGAAGGCUGGGCUCCAGUACCACCGGGACCUGAGCUGCCCAGUCCAGCGGCCAGAUGCCGAGGCCCUGCAGUGCCUGCUGGAGGCAGCUGUGGGGCAGGCCCAGCCCGGGGCUACUGUCACACUGGCUGGAGGCUUCCGGAGUUCUCUCAGGGGGAAGUUGCUGGGCCACGAUGUGGACUUCCUCAUCUCGCACCCUACGGAGGGCCAGGAGGCUGGGCUGCUGUCCACAGUGAUGAAAAGCCUGCAGGACCAGGGCCUGGUCCUGUACCACCAGCACCAGCCCAGCCGCUGCGGGGACUCCAGGCACCUGCUCUGGCAGAGCCAUACCAUGGAUGCCUUCGAGAGGAGCCUGUGCAUCCUGCGCCUACUGCAGCCGCAGAGAGCUGCUGCUGGGGGCCCCUUGGGGCCUGGCCCAGCCUGGAAGGCUGUGCGGGUGGACCUGGUGGUGGCCCCCAGCAGCCAGUUCGCCUUUGCUCUGCUGGGCUGGACCGGCUCCCAGCUGUUUGAGCGGGAGCUGCGCCGCUUCAGCAGGAAGGAGAAAGGGCUCUGGCUCAACAGCCACGGGCUAUUUGACCCUGAGAAGGGAGCCUACCUGCCCGCGGCCACUGAGGAAGACAUCUUCUGCCACCUGGGCCUCCGUUAUCUGCCCCCAGAAGAGAGGAAUGCCUGAGCCUGCCCUGGUGAUCCUGAGUGCUGCCCACCUGCUGGGGGUCGAUCCCUG
This is a messenger RNA of Ochotona princeps (American pika), 1549 nucleotides long. RefSeq names its product DNA polymerase mu (gene POLM). The transcript is spliced from 11 exons. The record is from RefSeq and is a predicted model, not a curated record. Gene Ontology annotation, cellular component: nucleus. NCBI's taxonomy places the organism in Eukaryota, Metazoa, Chordata, Mammalia, Lagomorpha, Ochotonidae. The coding region runs from base 2 to 1498 and encodes 498 amino acids. Gene Ontology annotation, molecular function: DNA-directed DNA polymerase activity; DNA binding. Gene Ontology annotation, biological process: double-strand break repair via nonhomologous end joining.